AUGGUUAUCCAACAUAAAAUAUAUUCUGAUCAAGUUCCGGAGUUAGUGGAAAGAGCUUUAAAAUUAUACGAAGAUAAAACUGAAAGUAAGAAAGAUCGGAGAAUAAUUAUCUCAUUGGCCGGUAUUCCUGGCUCAGGCAAAUCAACAUUAUCAGCAGAGCUUGUGAAACAGCUAAACACAAGGGUUAAAGCAAUUGUAGUUCAACAGGAUGGGUUUCACUUAUACAGAUCAGAAUUGAAGAAGUUACCGAAUUCAGAAGAGGCAUUCCUUAGAAGAGGAGCACCUUUCACAUUUAAUGCUAAAAAGUUCUUGGACUUAGUUUCACAUUUAAAUGAUGAAAAGUAUGUCAAUAGUACCAUUCAAGUGCCAACGUUUGAUCAUAAAUUAAAAGAUCCUAUUGAAAAUGAUAAACUGAUAGAUCCAGAUACGAAUAUAAUUAUUAUAGAAGGAAACUACGUUUUAUUGAAAGAUCUAUAUUGGAAUGACAUUACUAAAUUUGUUGACGAAACAUGGUUUGUUGAUGUCCCAUUGAACUUGGUAAAAGAAAGGAUUAUAAAAAGACACUUGGAAGCAGGAAUUGCUGAAAAUGAACAAGAAGCAAUUGCGAGAGCUGAUGGUAAUGACUUACUCAACGCGGAGUAUAUUUUAAAGAAUUCUAAAUCGGCAGAUUUAACUAUUAUGACGAGGUAG
This is a messenger RNA of Debaryomyces hansenii CBS767, 690 nucleotides long. RefSeq lists its product as uncharacterized. The record is from RefSeq and is a predicted model, not a curated record. Gene Ontology annotation, cellular component: cytoplasm. Gene Ontology annotation, molecular function: ATP binding; kinase activity. Lineage: Eukaryota; Fungi; Ascomycota; Pichiomycetes; Serinales; Debaryomycetaceae. Bases 1 to 690 code for a protein of 229 amino acids. The transcript has a single exon.